Amyelois transitella is the source of this 830-nucleotide messenger RNA. RefSeq lists its product as uncharacterized. The coding region runs from base 78 to 830 and encodes 250 amino acids. NCBI's taxonomy places the organism in Eukaryota, Metazoa, Arthropoda, Insecta, Lepidoptera, Pyralidae. The record is from RefSeq and is a predicted model, not a curated record. The transcript has 5 exons.
AUUGGUUGGCGGGAGAAGACAGCCGGCAGAGGGAGUUAGCGUCUGCCUUUGAAACUGACGCGGCUCCACCACUUAAGAUGUUGAACGCAGACUGCAUAUCAUACCUGAGGCCGUCUUCAGGGAAGAUUGGUAGGCUUAUGUUGGAAUUACUCAAAAACUUAGAAGGCGACGAUAGCACUCUAAUCCUUGAAAUGAUCCAAGGUCUGAUUCGAUCGAAGUUAUUAGUGGAAACCUCAGCAAUGGAAGCGGAACCAGACUUCGAAGCCUUGGUGAAGACGCCAAAGGUGAUGAUGGGAGAGCCACACACCACCUUCCCGAGGAUUCUGUCUAUGGUGUGGAUGAUGGCGACCGACCCGCCUACGUUGAUGAAACAUGGAUGGUGUCCGAUCAAAAGGGUAAACAAAUACUUAAAAGUAGUGAAACCGACGCAAGUGGCGAAGCACAUGCGGGCGCUGGAGCCGAUGAUCGCCCGCGCUCGCUACAUCAUGGAGGACUUCAUCCAGAACAUAACACCGCUCAAUAUGUAUCAAAAGAAAAAUUCUAACAAAAUGACUACACAGAAUAUGGAAGCAGUCCCAAUCAAAUCUGUUAAAAGACCACUGAGAGCGCAUGAUAUAGAGAGAGAGAACUUGGAAAGCCUCAUAAGCAUGACCACUAGUUUGCCCAUGCGCAACAUAACGCAUUUCAAAGCGGAACGAGUACCGAACGUGGACUUUAAGGAAGGCAACGCUAUUUUUAUGGUCAGCAGGGCGACCACCUUGGACCUGUGUCGUUUUGUCAUCUUCUUAGGGAACAUGAUUUGGAUUACUUUGAUGAUUUACGAUUUGUGA